Messenger RNA from Zalophus californianus (California sea lion), 3177 nucleotides. Its product is annotated as intercellular adhesion molecule 5. The record is from RefSeq and is a predicted model, not a curated record. Gene Ontology annotation, molecular function: integrin binding. Gene Ontology annotation, cellular component: membrane. Gene Ontology annotation, biological process: cell-cell adhesion. The transcript is spliced from 8 exons. The coding region runs from base 294 to 1934 and encodes 546 amino acids. NCBI's taxonomy places the organism in Eukaryota, Metazoa, Chordata, Mammalia, Carnivora, Otariidae.
UGCCUCCCAAACGGUCUGAGCGCGUGCCGGGUUUCUGAGAGCGGCGCGGGCGGGGCAGCGGAGAAGGCGAGGCGGUCGAGCCACCCGAGGAGUGACCGGAGCAGCGAGCAGCGGCGCUCAGUGAAGAUUUAGGUCUUGCUUUGUGUGCUUCGGUUCGUGCCCGUGUCUCCUCCCGGCUUUUCCGUCAAGUCUGCGGAGGUCUGGCCUCGUGUGGCGGGCUUCGCCUUCUCACACGGUAGCGGCCCGGAAACCCCUGAGGGGCACUCGCUGAACUUUUGUCCCUUCUCACAAGGAUGGAAAUGCUACUCUUUCAUGUCUGGGCCCUGCUGGCCUUGAUCCCUUUCCCAGGGGCUACUGAAGACACAUUUGAGGUUUCUGUUUGGCCAGAUCAGGCCCUGGUAAAGCUUGGACAGUCUCUAAUGGUCAACUGCAGCACUACCUGUCCAGACCCCGGACCCAGUGGAAUUGAGACUUUAUUAAAGAAAACCCAGGUGGACAAAGGACCUCAGUGGAAGGAGUUUCUCCUGGAGGAUGUCACAGAGAAUUCUAUUCUGCAGUGCUUCUUCUCUUGUGCAGGGAUCCAAAAGGACACAAGCCUUGGCAUCACUGUGUAUCAGCCACCAGAGCAGGUGAUCCUGGAGCUGGAGCCUGCAUGGGUAGCCAUGGAUGAAGCCUUUACAGUGAAGUGCCAUGUGCCCAGUGUAGCACCCCUGGAGAACCUCACCCUUACCCUUCUCCAGGGUAACAAGAAACUACAAAGAAGGAACUUUAUGAGCUUGGCUGUGGCCUCCCAAAGAGCUGAGGUCACCAUCAAUGUCAAAGCCCGAAGGGCAGAUGACAGGUGUAAUUUCUCAUGCCGUGCAGAACUGGACUUGAGUUCAUAUGGUGGAGGGCUCUUUCACAGUAGUUCAGCCAUCAAGGUACUCCGGAUCUUUGAAUUCUCUCAGAGCCCCAAAAUCUGGGUCUCCCCACUUUUGGAGAUUGGGAUGGCAGAGGCUGUGAGCUGUGAGUUGUCUAGGGUGUUCCCAGCCAGAGAGGUCAUGUUCCACAUGUUCCUAGGAGACCAGGAGCUGAGCCCUUUUGUCUCCUGGAAAGGAGACACAGCAUGGGCCAAUGCCACCGUUCAGGCCAUGGAGACUGGUGAUCAGGAGCUGUCUUGCCUUGUAUCUCUGGGUCCAAUGGAAGAGAAAACAAGAGAGCCAGUGCAUGUCUAUAGCUUCCCUCCACCAAUCCUGGAGAUAGAAGAAUUAUACCCACUGGCAGGGACAGACAUUAAUGUGACCUGUUCAGGGCAUGUAUUAACAUCGCCCAGCCCUACUCUUUGGCUGAAGGGAGCCCCAGACCUCCCUGCCCCUGGGGAGCCUGCUUGGCUUUCACUUACCACCAGGGAGGAAGAUAAUGGCCGAAAUUUCUCCUGUGAGGCCUCUAUGGAGGUUCAGGGUCAACAGUUGAUCAAAACCACUGCAGUGCAGCUCCAUGUCUUAUACAAGCCUCGAUUAGAGGAAUCUGAUUGCCCUGGCAACCAGACGUGGGUCAAAGGGGCAGAGCAGAUGCUUGUGUGCGUCCCAAAGGGAAACCCAACUCCAGCCUUGGUGUGUACCUGGAAUGGAGUGAUCUUCCACCUUGAGGUGCCACAGAAGGCAACCCAGAACCACACGGGAACCUACUGCUGCACAGCCACUAACCAGCUGGGCUCUGUCAGCAAAGACAUUGCUGUCAUCGUUCAAGGACUGGAUGAAGGAAUCAGCUCCACCAUCUUCGUCAUCAUUGUCGCCCUUGGAGUGGGUGUCACCGCCAUAGCACUGUAUCUGAACUACCGGCCUUGCAAAAUAGAGAGGCGGAAAUUGCCCUAUAGGCAGAAAGAGAAGAACAAAGAGCAGGAAAGCCAGUUUGCUGUUCAGCAAGCAGAAAAGUGCAAUGCACAUAAUUGUUAAAUGGAAACAGCUAUUUGGUUGAAGGCAACCUCUACUACUGGGGUUUCCUAAGGGAGGAAAGGGGGGUAGGAGAAAGGAGGAGACAUUACCCUUUGUGUUCUGCAGUCCCACAAAACAGGUGUUUCAGGGUGCUUGGAUGGCUCAGAUGGUUAAGCGUCUGCCUUCAGCUCAGGUCAUGAUCCCAGAGUCCUGGGAUCGAGUCCCGUAUCGGGCUCCCUGCUCCUUGGGAGCCUGCUUCUCCCUCUGCCUCUCUCUCUCUAUGUCAUGAAUAAAUAAAUAAAAUCUUAAAAAAAAUAAAGGUGUUUCAGACCCCCGCAUCCCUUGUAUCUCAUCCAUCCGCAAGCUCAGCUCCCCUGAAGUCACUCUAGUCACUAGAAUUUCACUCGCAGUGUCCAGCUAAUGAGAGGGCCUCCUGCUCCUUACUGUGUGCUUAAUCAGUCCACUCGCUCUUAGACUCAAAAAAGAUCCUUACCUUUGCUCCCAAACAUCAGACUAAAGAGAUAGAAAUAUCUCAGAAAUGCAACUCAUUUCUCUUGGUUUCCUCAUGACUAGGUGGAAACCAGUUUCUCAGUCCACAGACAGGACUUCAAAGGGAGUGAAUACCAAAGAGAUAGGAAUCAGAAGCUUAUUCCUGCCUACACAUUCCCCUGCUCCCCUAACCUGAGGUUCUGGAGUGCUGGCUCCCAGAGCUGAAUUUGAUAACACCAUUAAGGGUCCGUGGGUAGUUAGGCUUCAACUCACUAACCAUCUAUUGUGUGCCUUGGAGGAGUGUAAAAGUCAUAAAUUCCAUAUUGUCAGACAAGGAGCUUACCUAACCCCAUGUUCUGUCCCUGAAGUGGAAAUUAGAGUUCUUCCAUUAAACUGACCUCAUAGGUUAUGGGCUCCAAACAUCUCUGAAUUCCUUUUCAUAAUCCACUAUAAAGUAAUCAUCUGUGAGUUCACAUUUGACAUAAUAAUUUUUUAAUCUAUACAGGCUCUUAGGCAGAGUUCCAGUGUUUUCUCUCCCUUUCCAUAAAGAAGUAUUUAUUUUCAUAUGUCUGCAAACUGUCCUUUAAGCUUCAGAACAACUCCUCCUGUGACAAUGUUUACCAUAGAUCUUAUGAUUCAGCUUCCUUCUCUGUUCUUUGGAAAAUAUAUAUUCACCCGUACAGAAGAUUGAGAAGUCAUAAAACCAGAUCUUUUCUCCCAAAUCAGUCAUGUAUGCGUCACUGAAAUGUUGUAUAUAGUAAAAAAAUAAAAGUGA